Tinamus guttatus (white-throated tinamou) is the source of this 645-nucleotide messenger RNA. NCBI's taxonomy places the organism in Eukaryota, Metazoa, Chordata, Aves, Tinamiformes, Tinamidae. The record is from RefSeq and is a predicted model, not a curated record.
AUGACAGCGGGACCCGCCUUGGGGACACCGGGGCCAGGACUGAGCCUGUGGGAUCCCCUCCGAGGGGACGAUCGGAAGCCACCGGGUCCUGCUCUGGGGUCACUCUGCGAUGACAAAGGACCCAAGGAAGGAGGCCGGGGGCUCAAGUCUCACGCCUACAUCCACAGCGUGCAGCUCAGCCACCACGUCUUCCUCAACCUGCACACGCUCAAGUUCUACUGCCUGCCCGACAACUACGAGAUCAUCGACUCCUCGCUGGAGGACAUCACGUACGUGCUGAAACCCACGUUCACCAAGCAGCAGAUCACCAACCUGGACAAGCAGGCCAAGCUGUCACGGGCGUCCGACGGCCCCCAGUACCUGCCGGGCAUCGUGGGGCUCAACAACAUCAAGGCCAACGACUACGCCAACGCCGUGCUCCAGGCCCUCUCCAACGUGCCGCCGCUGAGGAAUUACUUCCUGGAAGAGGACAACUACCGGAGCAUCAAGCGGCCGCCGGGGGACAUCAUGUUCCUGCUGGUGCAGCGCUUCGGGGAGCUCAUGCGCAAGCUCUGGAACCCGCGCAACUUCAAGGCGCACGUGUCGCCCCACGAGAUGCUGCAGGCCGUGGUGCUCUGCAGCAAGAAGAACUUCCAGAUCACCAAG